GCCGCGAUGGCGGAGGCCCCCUUGGCGUGGACUCGGGCAAUGCUGGCGAUGGCGCAGCUCGCGUGGCAGAUGCGACGCCAGGACUCGCGGCGUCGAUUGCCGCCCCUGCCUCGUGGGACCCAGCAGUCCCUACUGCCGGGGAGAUGGAGUACACCAACGUGCUGAAGGAUCUGGUCGGCACCGACGACGGCAUCGAUGCCAACGUCAAUCACGACAAGCAGGACUCCAUCGUGGAUGCAUUCGCCAAUGCGAUCACAGAGAAUAAGUUCGACCUGCGCGGCCCCGUCGGAUCCAAGUGGCACACGGCCAAGGCGAAGGACAAGCAGAUGGCGGCUGACUACGAAGCGCUCAAGGCGAAAGGGCGCACCUUCAAGAGCAUGAAGGAGGAGAGGUCCAAGACGACCGGGCUCGCGGAGAUGGGCGAGAUGGGCGGCGCGCGCAUGCCCUUCUCGGUCAUCGUUCGGGAAGAGGGGUGCGAUGGCCCCGCCCUGCAGGCGGCGAUGAACUACGUGGCGGAGUGCGUGAGACACUACAGGGUUGGCAAGGGCAUCCAGACUCGUUCGUUCUUGUCCUACAACAGCUGGACGAAAUGGGUGGAGUUCUUGCGCAUCAAGAAACGGUUUGGGCAGACCUUCGCCAAGAAGUGGGCGGAGAAGAUUGUUGAGGCUGAUCCGUCUCGCGAGGCGGAGGUGCUCGCGGUCGUGGGCGCUGAGUCCGAGGUCGGCGCGAUCCCGUCUAGGGUUGCCCAGCUCGCCAAGCAGGGCCAGGGGCAGAAGGGCGGUGGGACUGCGUCGGCGACAGUGGCCGCUGCCGGCAGCGGUGCAAGCACUGCCGCGGCCGAAGGCGUGACCGUCACGGGGGUCGCGACCACCGCGGCGCCGAAGGACAAUUCGGAGAAGCGCCAGGGCGGCGGCAAAGGCGAGAGCGGCAAGAGCGACAAUAAUCCGAAGCUGUCUGAGAAGGAUGGCGAGGGACCUGGCGUUGAUGGUGAGGGCCAGCCUGCCAAGGGCGAAGUUGCAGAGAAUCUGAAGCAGUUGAAGCCGCUGAAGGACAGGCUCGGCCAGGCCACAUCCCGUUGCACAGACUUCCUGCGGGCCGCGACGGAGAACCCCAAGUACGAGUGGGCGAACAGCGAGUUCCAGCUCAAGCAGUUGCGGAGCGCCCGCGCGAAGCUCGACUCGAUAGAAGCCAGCUCCGCCUUCUGGAACGACUGGGUCAUGGACGACGACUUCCUCAAGUGGUUUUGGAAGGCCUACGCCAAGUCGACCAUCGAGGUCGAGCUCGGGAGAAAGGGGGCCACGGCCGCGGCGGUCAAGGCAUUGGAGCAUGAAGUGUCGACGCUGAACGAUAUGCACAAUGCCCGCAUGAAGCGGGAGGAGGCUGCAUCGAGGGACUGA
This is a messenger RNA of Prorocentrum cordatum, 1397 nucleotides long. The record is from the annotation of a GenBank genome assembly. NCBI's taxonomy places the organism in Eukaryota, Dinophyceae, Prorocentrales, Prorocentraceae.